Magallana angulata is the source of this 1958-nucleotide messenger RNA. Its product is annotated as collagen alpha-1(III) chain-like. Gene Ontology annotation, cellular component: extracellular region. Lineage: Eukaryota; Metazoa; Mollusca; Bivalvia; Ostreida; Ostreidae. Gene Ontology annotation, molecular function: peptidase inhibitor activity. The record is from RefSeq and is a predicted model, not a curated record. Bases 14 to 1744 code for a protein of 576 amino acids. The transcript has 2 exons.
CCGAGAAACAAAGAUGUAUACAUUGCUGGUCUUGGGUCUCGUAGUUGCAUUUUGUUUGGCUGACGGUGAUUAUACUGAUGAGUAUGAUUAUAACGACGAAUAUUCCGCACAUGGCGUAGGUGGAGGAUAUCCCAGAGAAGGUUUCAUAAGACACAGAACAAGUCUUGGGGAAGGUAUUAUGAGACCUCUCUUAAGGGCGGUUACCGAUGGUUUUGAAGUAAUUGACGGAGGAACCUCUGUAGAAGGUAACGGAGGAAGAGCUGAAGAAGGUAACAAAGGAACUUCUAAAGAAGGUAACGGAGGAAUUCCUGAAUAUUGUUAUGAAGGACCUCCUAAAGAAGGUAACAAAGGAACUUCUAAAGAAGGUAACGGAGGAACUCCUGAAAAAGGUAAAGGAGGAACUCCUAAAGAAGGGAACGGAGGAACUCCUAAAGAAGGGAACGGAGGAACUCCUAAAGAAGGGAACGGAGGAACUCCUAAAGAAGGGAACGGAGGAACUCCUGAAGAAGGGAACGGAGGAACUCCUAAAGAAGGUAACAAAGGAACUUCUAAAGAAGGUAACGGAGGAACUCCUGAAAAGGGUAAAGGAGGAACUCCUAAAGAAGGGAACGGAGGAACUCCUGAAAAUGGUAAAGGAGGAGCUCCUAAAGAAGGGAACGGAGGAACUCCUAAAAAAGUAAGCGGAGGAAGUCCUAGAGAAGGAGCCGGAGGAGCUCCUGUAAGAGUUGACAGAAAAUCCGUAGCGGAAGUUACAAGUCUUCCAUUACUUCCAAGUGUACCAAAGCCCGGGCGUUGCCCAUCAAAGAAGAUUUACCAGGAGCUAGACCUUGGCCCACAUUGUAACAUUGACGAACAAUGCCCCGAAGUACAGAAAUGUUGUUAUGCUGGAGACAAGGGUCAAAGAUGUCAAAUACCAGCAGAACUCGAGCGCCCAGGUUCCUGCAACGAAAACUAUAUAAUAGUCGGUGGUAUGCAGGUACCUUGCGGCUAUGACGCAAUGUGUCCAUAUGGAGGCAAAUGCUGUAAACGAUUUUCGACUGGUCUAGCUGGCUCAUGCACAUACCCGUCCCGUAAAGGUCCUUUACCACGUGUCCAAGGUGGUCCCAAUAGAACCGGUCCUGUCUAUCCAUCUUUGGUCACGAAGGUCACGGAAGUCAUACGUAUCCCAGGUGGUUCCGGUAGACCCAAUCCUGUCUAUCCAUCUUUGGUCGAGACGCUCACAGUAGCCACACGUAACCACGGUGGUCCCAGUAAAUCUGGUCCUGUCUAUCCAUCUUUGGUUGAGACGCUCACAGUAGGCACACGUAACCAAGGUGGUCCCAGUAAAUCUGGUCCUGUCUAUCCAUCUUUGGUCGAGACGCUCACAGUAGGCACACGUAACCAAGGUGGUCCCAGUAAAUCUGGUCCUGUCUAUCCAUCUUUGGUCGAGACGCUCACGGUAUCCACACGUAACCAAGGUGGUCCCAGUAAAUCUGGUCCUGUCUAUCCAUCUUUGGUCGAGACGCUCACAGUAGGCACACGUAACCAAGGUGGUCCCAGUAAAUCUGGUCUUGUAUAUCCAUCUUUGGUCGAGACGCUCACAGUAGGCACACGUAACCAAGGUGGUCCCAGUAAAUCUGGUCCUGUCUAUCCAUCUUUGGUCGAGACGCUAAAGGUAUCCACACGUAACCGAGGUAGUCCCAGUAGACCCGGCUCUCUCUAUCCAUCUUUGGUCGAGGAGCUCACAGUAGCCACACGUAACUGAGAUGGUCCCGGUAGACCUGGUUCUGUCUACCAAUCUUUUGUCACGGAUGUCAUUAAGGCUACGUUAAGAACAAGCACACCCCAAAACACCGAAAGAUCACUAUACAAAGUUUAAAAUGCCUGUUUUGUUAUUCUGUAUCUUUAAAUUAAGUGUUUGAUUUAUAUCAAAAUAUUGUGUAUCACCAGUGGACGCUUAUACAGUAAUAAAAGUUAAC